Messenger RNA from Laccaria bicolor S238N-H82, 480 nucleotides. RefSeq lists its product as uncharacterized. The transcript is spliced from 4 exons. Lineage: Eukaryota; Fungi; Basidiomycota; Agaricomycetes; Agaricales; Hydnangiaceae. The record is from RefSeq and is a predicted model, not a curated record. Bases 1 to 480 code for a protein of 159 amino acids.
AUGAGCGCAAUACUCUCGACGUCCUCUACUGGUCUGCGUGAAACAUAUUGGGGCUUAAACCGCACUUUGAUCUUCAAAGCCAGCGAAGGGUUCCCAUACUCUUUUUCGAUCAAGACCUACAUCGCAUAUGAUACGGAUUCCGCACGCAAGGAGGCGGAUGAUCAGAUGCGGGACAUGGUUCUCGACUUUACUGCAGAAAAUAUCCCCAUCCCGACGCUCUAUGGCCUAAGUGCCUUGGGCACCCGGAUCUGUGUCUACGAGUAUACCGUUGCGAAUCGCUCACUCACACCACCGCGUAUGUCCCUCAUCCCGACCUUGUUACCGACACUGCGCCCAAGGAAAGAUGGAUUCUUGAUAUCUUGGAACCUCAGGGCGAAGCUAGGUUCAAAGAAGUUGUUGGCCAUAUCAAAGCGAUGGUCGCCGAUUUCUACAAUGAUUAUGGCUCUCAACGUUUAUUAUCGCGUCCUAGUUUGUGUUUGA